Molecule: messenger RNA, 1908 nt
Organism: Boleophthalmus pectinirostris (great blue-spotted mudskipper)
Lineage: Eukaryota; Metazoa; Chordata; Actinopteri; Gobiiformes; Gobiidae
Gene: cpxm2
Product: carboxypeptidase X (M14 family), member 2
Exons: 13
Coding region: 4-1908 (634 amino acids)
Biological process (GO): proteolysis
Molecular function (GO): zinc ion binding; metallocarboxypeptidase activity
Source: RefSeq, a predicted model, not a curated record
CCGAUGGGUCUGGAGAAUCUGAAGAUCGAUGACUUCCAGCUCCACGCCUCCAGCACCAAACGCUACGGGCUCGGAGCUCACCGCGGACGCCUCAACAUCCAGGGCGGUCUGUACGAGGACGACCUGUACGACGGCGCCUGGUGCGCAGGCAGAGACGACGCGCUGCAGUGGUUGGAGGUUGACGCCCGCAGACUCACCCGCUUCACUGGAGUCAUCACCCAAGGGCGCAGCUCCCUGUGGGCGAGCGACUGGGUGACCUCGUAUAAAGUCAUGGUCAGUAACGACAGCCACUCGUGGACGAUGCUGAAGAACGGCUCCAAGGAUCUGAUUUUUAAGGGAAACUGGGAGAAGGAAAUCCCGAUCCAGAACCUGUUCCCGAGUCCCGUCGUGGCUCGGUACCUCCGGAUCAACCCCCAGACCUGGUACCACAAGGGCGGGGUCUGUCUGCGGGCUGAGGUCCUGGGGUGCCCUCUGCCAGAUCCCAAUAAUUAUUACCACCGAAGGAACGAAGUCAUCACCACAGACGAGCUGGACUUUAAACACCACAACUACAAAGAGAUGAGGCAGUUGAUGAAGGUGGUGAAUGAGAUGUGUCCAAACAUCACUCGGAUCUACAACAUCGGGAAGAGCUUCAGCGGACUCAAACUGUACGCCAUCGAGAUCUCAGACAAUCCUGGAGAACACGAAGUCGGGGAGCCAGAGUUUCGAUACACGGCCGGUUCCCACGGUAACGAGGUGCUGGGCCGCGAGCUCCUCCUGCUGCUGAUGCACUUCCUGUGUGUGGAGUACCUGAACGGAAACCCAAGAGUGCGCCACCUGGUGGACGAGACCAGGAUCCAUCUGCUGCCGUCUGUCAACCCCGACGGAUACGAGAAGGCCUAUCAGCUGGGUUCUGAGCUGAGCGGCUGGUCUCUGGGGCGCUGGAGUCAGGAGGGCAUAGACAUCCACCAUAACUUCCCAGAUCUGAACUCCAUCUUAUGGGAGGCUGAGGCAAAGAAGCUGGUCCCCCGGAGAGUCCCCAACCACCACCUGCCCAUCCCCGACUGGUACCAGGAACGCAACGGCUCGGUGGCAGUGGAGACACGAGCCCUGAUCUCGUGGAUGGAGAAGUUCCCAUUCGUCCUCGGGGGAAACCUCCAGGGGGGGGAGCUGGUGGUCACCUUCCCCUACGACAAGACUCGAUCUGUGGGUGUGAUACGCAAGGCCAGCCCCUCCCCCGACGACCACGUGUUCAGGUGGUUGGCGUUCUCGUACGCGUCCACACAUCGCCUCAUGACGGCGGCUCAGAGGAGGGUCUGUCACACCGAGGACUUCGCCAAAGAGGACGGCGCCAUCAACGGGGCGGCCUGGCACACUGCACCCGGGAGCAUGAAUGACUUCAGUUACCUGCACACAAACUGUUUCGAGCUCUCCAUGUUCGUGGGCUGUGAUAAGUUUCCUCACGAGAGCGAGUUACCGGAGGAAUGGGAGAACAACAGGGAGGCUCUGCUCGUCUUCAUGGAACAGGUGCACAGAGGAAUCAAAGGAGUGGUCAAAGAUCUUCAGGGUCGACCCAUCGCCAACGCAACCAUCUCUGUGGAGGGCAUCUACCACGACGUCAAGACAGCCGCAGACGGAGAUUACUGGCGUCUGCUGAACCCGGGGGAGUACCGCGUGUGGGCCCGGGCGGUGGGCUUCGCGUCCAGCUCUCGCAGGUGUGAGGUGGGCUACGACCCCAAACCCACGCCCUGCCACUUCACCCUCACCAGGACCAACCUGUCGCGCAUCCGGGAGAUCAUGGAGCGCUUCAACAAGCAGCCCAUCCGACUCAAGCACCUGCACGUACCACGCGGCGACGGGCCAAUCAGAGCCAGGCACCCGGAACACAGACCAAUCAGGGAGAGGGAGAGGAGGGAGGGGCGGGACUAG